AAACCAGAUGUGCAAAGCGUGCCACAACCGACGCCUAAUGGUAUUCAGCUUGUCGAAGACAAGGCUAAAGAAACUGGUGAUUGGGCUCAGAGGGAACAAGAGCUUCUGAAGAAGAUUGAAGAAUGAAAGGUCAAAAGCGAAAGGACAGAAGACGGAUUUAAACUAGAAUUAAAGGUCCGUGAAGAAGAGAUCGACCUUCUCAAAGCGAGGGUCAAGAACUUGGAGACGGAACUUCAGGCUGCUUUAUCAAAACCUACCGGCAAGAACCAUGAGAUGAUUGAAAAUAUUAAACAGCAACACGAAGAGUUGCUAAGCAAGGCUCGUGGAAUGAUCUUCGAUAAGACUAAGAUGGUGAAGAAUCAGGAACUGCAGAUUGAAGCUCUGACCACGCAAGUGCAGUCACUCAAGGACAUCAACGUGAUCACUAAAGAUCUGCUGGAAAUUAGGAACUCUGAAGUCAAAGCUAUGGAGGAUCGUCUCCAAGCGAUGGAAGCUCGCUUCAAGGCGGAGAAGGACAGGUACGGGCUCGUGCUGCAGCGAGCGCAGACCAGCACCACACUCAACGAUGACUUGAAGAAGGAGUAUGAAACACAACUCGCCAUCUUUAAGGAAUUGAGACAGAAGUACGAACAGCGAGUGCAAGCAUUGGUCGCAGAAAACGCCAAGCUUAAAGAGUUAGCGGAUUACAAAGCAAAGAACAACACCGCCGCGGGGGCCGGCACCUCGGGGUGAAGCCGCAGUCUGUCGCAGUAUCAGCCAUACCGAAUAUCAAAUCAUCCAUAUCAUCAUAACAAACUUCAUUAACUCGCAUUUUAUAGCUGUAAUCUGAAUUCGAUUUAAACCUAUUUUAAUUUAAACUCCUUUUACUAUCGAUAAAGUAUUCUUUAUCAUCUUUUGCCCUUGCAAAGAUUAUCAAUUUUUUUACGUGAAAAGUUUAUCGAUCAUGUUUCACAAUAACAUCUACAGAUGCUUUGUAAACACGAUGUGUUAGAUUCUCUACAUUAUUUUCCUCAUUUUGAACCUAUUAAGCGGAAGGUACUUAAUUUUCUCUGAUGGAGGGUAGAGGCUAUGAACGCUAUCUGCAAUCAAUAUGAUAUUUAAAGCAACACUUAUUUGGUUAUAAUCGUGUGAGUAAAUGCCAAUACAUAUGUAGUGCGCUGUCUUACUUCCUCACUACAACAUCUCCGAAGUUAUCGAAUAUACUGGUAUCAUUCGGGGACUCACUCUAUUUGUAUCCCAAACGGUCCUAACCUGUUGGUUGUAAACCAUUUAAAUUUAUUUUUGUUGUAGAUCAUGCAUUGUCCGUUGUGUUGUUUUUUUAUUGUUUUUUCUUUACUGUGGCGAGUGGCUUUUCUAGUCGUUUAUAAUAAAGGAAGGUUAACACUUUUAAUUAAGCCUUUUUAUACAGUUUUGUUUUAUUACUCUGAUGUAAAGGACGUAUGGUACGCGAGUUAUUCAUAUUUGUAUUUUUAAUGUACGAGUAUCUGGUCGUAAAUACACAUAAAUGAUAUGUCCGAAGCUACGUUAACAUGUAUUUGAACUUUAAGCUUAAUUUGACUUAACAAAUCAGUAUGAGAUUUUCUUCUAUCAAUAAAGUAUUUUUUUAUUUUCAUAUUACUUUAAACUACCUUUUGAGUAAAACUAGGGUUUUGUGGAAGCACGACUCUACAAAUCGUAAAGUUUUCUCGAUUUUAAUGGAACGUCUUGUUAUGAUCAAAAAUAAAGGGUCGAGUUUUCAAUUUCCAGAUAACUUUUAUCAGCCGAAUAUUUGACGAUUUUGUUUAAAAAUUUGUCAAACCGCCAUAUUAAUUUCUCAGAGAACAGGACGUUGUUGAUUGAACAAUUGGCCCUUAGCACAACUUUUUGUCAUUUGAAGUUCCAAUCAGUUGACCCCAGAACAUAAGUCGACAAAAGAAUAGUAAAUAUGUCGCUUAAUGAGCGCCAUUCAUGAGUUAAGAACACUUGCUUCUUACGACAUUGGCUGCCAUUACCAUCACAAGCAAUCCUAACUAAAUUAUCUGCUUCUGGACUUGUCAUUUGAUGAAUAAUAUCUCGGCCAAGGACACAAUCAUUAUGCCAUUAAGUUUUUUUUAUUGUAUUCUAUUAAAUCUAUGGUUCAUAAACUUUUUUAUUAAUGAUAUCAAGUGCCAUAAACAAAGUGUUGGCACAUAAAGACUGUUUCGAAAGCUUGGCGCAUUUUUCAUACAUUUUUGUAAGUUUAUAGUAUGCAUAUUAUGUAUGAUUAAAAAGUAGCUACGUAUAAUAUUUGUAAUAAACAAAUUGAAUUAAUUGUAC
Messenger RNA from Trichoplusia ni (cabbage looper), 2295 nucleotides. Its product is annotated as centromere protein F-like. The record is from RefSeq and is a predicted model, not a curated record. Lineage: Eukaryota; Metazoa; Arthropoda; Insecta; Lepidoptera; Noctuidae.